AGUGUAGCCUCCCUCCGUCCCGCAUGGAUGGCUGGCGGGCUGACUGGCUGGCUGCUCAUACUGCUUCGCUCGGAAUGGAAAGGAACUUACGGAAUUCCCGAUUCGGUCAAUGUGAUCAAAAUUUCCCAAUCCUGCUCGGUCGCUGACUCACCCACUGUAUCGCCCUAGUUUCGCCAGCCUCACUCACUGCCUCGCUCGCUCGCUCGCUCGCUCCCAGGGUCGUGUAUAUCUGGGAGCCCGCAUCGCUGCAACAUUCGCUCUCAUCUAUUCGCAAUUAGUGGAAGGGUGGCGGUCGAGAAGGUUGGUGGUUUUGGGGACCUAUAGAUCUUUGUGCCUCUUGCGGGUGUUGGCGUGUGCGGUGUCGUACGAUUUGGUCUCUUGGUGGGUGACGAAGAUUGGCUGUUUCGCGUUCGUGUAAAAGAGGAGGUGGUUGGUUGUCGUAACAAUGGAGGGCUUCGCGCUUCAGCACCAGCAUGGAAAGGCCAAGGUGAGAGUCGGGCGGUUGUGGCGGGGCGCGACAUCCCAGGAGCACCGCUUCGUGGAGUGGAAUGUCUCCGUAUCGAUUACCUCCUUCGUCCUUCCUGCUUUCACGGAUGGUGAUAACUCCAAAAUUGUCGCCACGGACUCCAUCAAGAAUACGAUUUAUUAUUUGGCCAAGCAGUGCACAGAGGAGCUUUCAUUGGAAGAUUUUGGGGUCGUUGUGGGACAGCAUUUCCUGCGCACCUAUCCCAAGAUUGUUACUGGAGCCAAAGUCAUACUAUCUCAGAAGCCGUGGGAGAGAGUAGUCGUGGAUGGAGUUGAGCACAAUCAUGGUUUUAAGUUGGGCUCUGGUAAACACACCGCGGAAGUCAUCAUCGGCAGUAACGGAUGUGUCAAAGUGACAUCUGGAAUCACCGAUUUGUCGUUAUUGAAAACAACUCAGUCUGGAUUUGAAAAGUUUGUCCGCGACCAGUUCACCAUAUUGCCAGACACAGAUGAGCGCAUGCUAGCCUCAACCAUCACUGGCGUGUGGAGUUACUCCGGCAAGCCCGCGAAUUACCAGAGGAGUUGGGAAGCGGUGAAAAAAGUACUUAUGGACACAUUUUUCGGUUCGCCCCCCACUGGUGUGUAUAGUCCCUCCGUCCAGCAUACUCUGUAUCAAAUGGCUAAGGCCGUACUAGUCAGGUUUCCAGAGAUCGAGAACAUACACUUGAACAUGCCAAACAUCCAUUUCCUACCUGUUAACUUACCUACGGUGGGCGUCAAGUUCGAGAACGAUGUCUUUCUUCCAACCGAUGAACCCCAUGGUUCGAUAGAAGCCAAGCUCUCCCGGAUGGAAAUUUUCCAGUGCAAGUUAUGAAAUCGUGAGGUCUCAUCGGGUUCAUGCCAACGCCAGGAAUCCUUGAAGGUAUCGAUGUGCGGAUUGAGGAGAAGUUUUGACGUAUGCUGCAGGCAAAUGAAGUUUUCGCUAAUACCUGACAACAUCUUGCUUUCUGCAGUCAACCCAUAACCAACUGCCUUGUCAUGGUCAUAGCUUCUCAUAGAAUACGCAGAUGCUUUUAAGCUUUAAAGAGUGAUAAUAAAACCUGACUUUGGGUUGUAUAUUUUUAGCAAUGGGCUCGUAUGAGCUUGUUGAAUCUCUUAUAAUAUUCUUUGGUAUGCACCAGGAAAAGUAAUUUGUCUUUU
This is a messenger RNA of Physcomitrium patens, 1665 nucleotides long. Its product is annotated as uricase. NCBI's taxonomy places the organism in Eukaryota, Viridiplantae, Streptophyta, Bryopsida, Funariales, Funariaceae. The record is from RefSeq and is a predicted model, not a curated record. Gene Ontology annotation, biological process: urate catabolic process; purine nucleobase catabolic process. Gene Ontology annotation, cellular component: peroxisome. Gene Ontology annotation, molecular function: urate oxidase activity.